AUGGCAAGUCUUACUGUUAAGAAAGCUUCCAUAGUGAGCCCUGCUCUUGAUAAAGCUUCCAUAGUGAGCCCUGCUCUUGAUAAAGCUUCCAUAGUGAGCCCUGCUCUUGAUAAAGCUUCCAUAGUGAGCCCUGCUCUUGAUAAAGCUUCCAUAGUGAGCCCUGCUCUUGAUAAAGCUUCCAUAGUGAGCCCUGCUCUUGAUAAAGCUUCCAUAGUGAGCCCUGCUCUUGAUAAAGCUUCCAUAGUGAGCCCUGCUCUUGAUAAAGCUUCCAUAGUGAGCCCUGCUCUUGAUAAAGCUUCCAUAGUGAGCCCUGCUCUUGAUAAAGCUUCCAUAGUGAGCCCUGCUCUUGAUAAAGCUUCCAGAGUGAGCCCUGCUCUUGAUAAAGCUUCCAUAGUGAGCUCUGCUCUUGACAAAGCUCUUGAUAAAGCUGCCACCCACACUCUUACUCUCGGCAAAGAUUAA
This is a messenger RNA of Procambarus clarkii (red swamp crayfish), 462 nucleotides long. RefSeq lists its product as uncharacterized. The record is from RefSeq and is a predicted model, not a curated record. NCBI's taxonomy places the organism in Eukaryota, Metazoa, Arthropoda, Malacostraca, Decapoda, Cambaridae.